Messenger RNA from Tigriopus californicus, 4634 nucleotides. Its product is annotated as titin-like. The coding region runs from base 312 to 4598 and encodes 1428 amino acids. NCBI's taxonomy places the organism in Eukaryota, Metazoa, Arthropoda, Copepoda, Harpacticoida, Harpacticidae. The record is from RefSeq and is a predicted model, not a curated record. The transcript has 6 exons.
GCUCCAGCCUCCUCGUUCGGCCCUGGGUCACUCUCCUCUGAGUCCUCUCGCCCCCGUUCCUUCACUCGCCUGCUUCACCCCGCUUCCCUCACAGAGCCCUUGGUUUGGGUCCUGACCACCCGACCACCCCACCCAAUCAGCAUCAUCAUCGCUCUUGCCUUGAUCCGCCAGAGAUCAGCCCGCCUCUGUCCCGGUCUAUCCCGGUCUCUCCGGCUUCUCCUACAGCCCGUGCCGGUGGUGUACCCGUGGCCUCCACUGAGACCCGUAGCUCAAAGCAUCUCAUCCGCGUGGUCUGCUCCGGCUCUCGAAUUAUGAACGACGCCCUGCCCAUCCCGCUCCCGCCUUCCCCGGCCACCUACUCACCUUCGCAAGUCACCUCCCCGCAAUCCGACGAGCCCGGCCCACGGGCUGACCCCGAUGACCCGGAGGUCGACCAUCGCUACGAUUCGCUGGGUCUGGCAGAGCCUCCACCUCCCCCGCUGACCGAGUCAUCGCUGGCCGUGGCGGAAACGCGACCGGACUCGCCCGUGAAACGGCCGGACACGCCACCCAUGGAUUAUGCCGCCCCCAAGAGCGUGCUAGGCUUCAAAGGGGCCAAACAGCGGCUCCAAGCUUUCAAGGCUAGCAAAGCCGGGAAUGUGUCUUUCGGAAUGAGCAAAGCCAACCUCAAAUUGAAGGCCAAUACGAGCUUUGACGAGACGGAGAAGCCCGCUCACGCCCGCAAAGCCAAGGAAGGGCCAGCCAAGAUGAACAUUGACAGCAUUAUGGAGGAGGAGAACCUGGAGAAGGCCAAGAGUCUGCCCAAUAAGUUCCUGGAGGAUCGCCGCAAACAGGUGGAACGCGCGCUCAACAAUAUUGCCAUUCCCAUACCCAUGUCCCCGCAAGUGAUUGAGAAACCAUUGUCACAGAUCGAUAGUAUCACAGCCACUGGUGUGGACACGUUUGGCUUUGCCACCGCCAGCCGACCUUUGGUUCAGGAAAAGUCGCAAAAAUCCCCGAGCCGACGAGAAUCGCGACGUAGUCGGAGUCGCGAGCGUAAACGUCGACGUCGCCGAUCUCGGAGUCGAAGUCGCUCCCCUGAAGCUCGGAAGCCCAAAGUCGAUACUAGAGGCCUUAAGGCCAUGCCUUCCACGUGGCAGGGUUGCAAGGAGGCCUCUCUGUCCAUUUUGGAACCCGAGUUCUUUCGCAUUCAACGGGAAUUGUUGGACCCCGAGACCCGGAAGAAGUUGAGAACGCAAAAAUUGGGUCAGAAGCUCUUCGUCAAACCCGCCGAGGACGUCUUGGAGGGCUUUGAGCGGGAUUGUGAGUGGGCUUUACGUGGAACACAAGGGAAGCAUGACACGACUGAGGUCGAGUUCCCACAGGCCGGUGUGAGACAGUGCCAAUACAAGGGUCAGGGUAAAGACGAUCCCGUAAUAACGUGGAGCCAAAACCCGAAGUGGGAUCUCUUUGUCAAAACGCGUCAAGAAGUGGUCGCAGAGUCAAGUGAAACGGAGGCUGCUCUGAUGAGCGAGUUUUGGAAUCCAACCUCUGUGAGUGAGUGCUCAAGUGUUUUGUCGGUUGAGAAACCGCACGAGAUCCGCACCUGGUUCCCCAAAGAGAGUGUUUUUUUAGAAAUGAGCUCGGGCCAUGCCGAUGAAGCUAUAGGACAAUUUGACAAGUUCUUGGAAUGUUUUGAUGUGGGCGCUUUCCCAGUCAAGGAAAAGGAAAAGACAAAGAAGAAAAGAGGCCGAAAGGAGAUGGAGCAAGAGUUGGAAGAAUUGGAAAAAAUCAUGGAGGCCAAAGAAGAAGAGCUGGAUUUAGCCAAAAAGAAGAGGAAGAAGAAGAGAAGGAAAGAUGACAUGGAAGCUCCUGACACUCCCGAGGCCAAAUUGGACAAGUCAGAGCAAAAGGAUGAAGCCAUGGAGGAUCCCGCCACACUUCCGAAGAAGAAGAAGAAACACAAAACGAAGGAAGAGGACGAAUUCGAAGAUUUCACUCCUGACGAAUCCGAGUCCGAAGUGAAGAUCAAGAAGAAGAAAAAGAAGAGGAAGAAGAAAUCCUCCAGAAAAGAUAGUGAAGAGGAGUGUGAUCCCAAACCCCGUCUCAAAUCACCUGCCAAACUAGCACAAGACAAUCCGUUUGCCUCUCGUCUCAUGAGCAUGGCUGGUUACCUCGGGGACAGUGGCAGCGAAUCCAAGAAUGAAUCUCAGGAGAAUAAAUCUAAUUCCAGUCGGAUGUCCGAGUCGAAAUCGAAGCGACGACAUCCGAGUGAUCGCUCCCCUCUCGCCCAAGCCGUCGGGGAACGACUUAGGUCGCCCAGUUUAGAACUGCCCACCGAUCCCCGAUUGAGGAAGCGCAAGUCCGGACCUCGUACUCCGAGUCCCGUUCCUCAAACAGAGACCCAUUUGGACCAUCGGAGGUCUUCCAAUGAACGACCGAGGUCUCCCAAUAGCUCGAUGUCGGACUCUGAUCUGCGCAAGCGAAGACAUGCCCGUACCCCUCCACUGCCUCCCUCGUCGGAUAGGUCUCCUUCGCCGUCCCCACCCCCGCCUAGACGCCGACCCCUCUCUCCGGACUGCAUUUCAGAAACCUCUCUGCGCUCGCCAAUCAAUUUCAACUUAGAGCGUGAGUUCCCCGAAAAUCCCGGAAGAGGUCGUGGCAGUUCACCCGGCGGAGGUCAAUAUGGGAGACGUGGCUUUUCUCCACGGGGUCGAGGCUCUUCACCCCCGCCCAGGCGUCCUCCCGCCAGUCCUGGGCGACGACCCCCCGAAUUCGAGAGACGGCCCCCCAGCCCUCUUGAACACGACCGAUGGCGACCGCCAAGUCCGGGAGCGGGUCGGCGGGAAUCCUAUCGCUUCAGAGAUGGGAGUUCACCUCGUCGUUAUGGGCGUGGGGGCUCCCCAUCGCCACCUCCUCGGAGUCGCUAUUCACGUUCGCCAUCUCCUCGACGUCGUCGAUCCCCGCCCAGCGGGUACAACGGACGUGUUUACAGUCCCGACCGAAGGCGGGCGGGUCGCUCUCCCUCGCCGAGAUUCUACCAUCACAGAGGCCGAGGAAGCAGUCCUUACCGAUCUCCCAGAGAUGAGUACCAUUACCGAAGGACCAGUGACGGCCAUUACCGGUCCGAGCGGAGCAUACCGGAUAGCACGAUCAGUGAUGCGGAUCUACUGGCCUCGCAUCGGUCGGCACCAUUGUUGGCGUUACCCAAUAGCUCUGAUCUGAAGGCAGAUUCACCUAAACGAUUGUCCCUGGACGAGCGUCUAGAGAAGGAACUAGGAAUCUCGGUGAGGAAGGACCCCCUCCCACACAUUGAUUACACCAAACCGCCACCAGGAUACGCUCCGGUUGAUGUUCGGACUACCGCCGGAUCUGCACAAUAUCAUGCCACGAAGCAUCCACAUCAACCAUCUGCCAACCCUGUUAAUCGGUCCAUCCCAGCCUAUCCACCUCAGCAAGCGCAGCCGCCUCCUCCGCCGGUGUCUGCCGGACCAACCCUGUCCGCGUUACCCACAGCCACUCUCCUUCCCGCCAAAAUGCCCUCAAUCAAGACCUCACGCUUUGAAGUCCCCGUGGAUGACAAUCGCCUGGUCCAGAUUGGAAACAUGGUCCAGAUCGUGCCCGAAGAGAAAAAGCAACAACUGGAACAACAGCCUCCCACCAACGUCGGUGCUGUCCCUCUUCCGAGUGAAGGCGGUUCCGCAGCCAAAGUAGACGCCAAUCCGGCCUUGAACAUGAAUAAGAAAAUCGAGGAAAUGACGAAGCGAAAAGAGGCCGAGAGACGCAUGAGGCGGGAACAGAGAGCCGCUGAGCGGUUGCAGCAACAGCGAGAUUCAAACGUGGUCCCGGAAACGCCCGUGGAAGCGGAGGUGAAAAAGUCCUCGGGUAAGCGAAUCCUCGAAACGUUGGAGAAAGAAGAGGACCAAGAGGCCAAAGAGGCACAGCUCUUAAAGGAGGCUAUCAGCACGGUUCCUGAUCUGGACGAAGACCCCGGUACCCGUGCAAUAGCUGUGGAAGAAGAGGAAGAUGAUGAUCCGCAAGCCAUGACCUUGAAAGCUAUGAAGAAGAUCCAGAAGGCCAAGAAGAAGCAGAUGGAGCAGGUGACAUACAUCUCGCUAAAGCCAUUGACGAAAAAGGAGCGAAAACGACAGCAGAGACUCCUAUUGAGCGGUGCCAUGGAGGAGGCAUUAGGAGACCUUGAGGGUGCAGGCGAGGAUGAGAAUGACGAAGAGGAGGAGGAGGAAGAAUUUGUCAAGCCCGAACCUGUGGCCUUACCAGAUGCCAGCACUUGCAAACCCAUACUGAAUCACUUUGGAUCUAUUAACAAGAAACCAAAGAAAGUGUUAAAAUAUGCGGAUGGAGUGUUACCGGGUCAAGGCUCGCCCGAUCAGAUCUCCGAGGACGAAGACGCAAAGAGCAAAACGGUCAUUGCGGAUGCCAAGUGCAAAAGGAGGAAAAAGAUCCGCGUUAAGGUUGUCAGAACAAGGUUGAUCGAUGGAUCCUCCUCUGAAGAGGACGGACCUCCGCCCCCACCGCCCCCAGGAUCUCCGCCUCUUCACACAACGGCCUACAUACUUAAGCAUUUUGCUUGGAAAGCACCAUCUCCAGCCAAGGCAUAAGAUUGUUAUCAAAAUAAAAUUGUUUGACGCGAACAA